Trichoderma reesei QM6a is the source of this 936-nucleotide messenger RNA. RefSeq lists its product as uncharacterized. Gene Ontology annotation, biological process: tRNA processing. Gene Ontology annotation, cellular component: nucleolar ribonuclease P complex. The record is from RefSeq and is a predicted model, not a curated record. The transcript has a single exon. Gene Ontology annotation, molecular function: RNA binding. NCBI's taxonomy places the organism in Eukaryota, Fungi, Ascomycota, Sordariomycetes, Hypocreales, Hypocreaceae. The annotation marks the transcript as partial.
CUCUACGACCUCAACAUCGCCUGGUCCCCCGCCACGCCCACCGACCGCCUCCUCCAGACCCUCACAACCGCGCACUCCCUCGGCUACACCACCGUCGCCCUCAACCACACCCUCGAGCUCCCCUUUCCCGCAAACCCCACAGCGCCCUUCCCAUCCUUACCCUCCUCCUCCUCCUCAACAUCAACAUCAACAUCCUCCUCCUCAUCAACAUCAACAUCAACAUCCCCAAAGCCCCUCCCCCACAUCCUCCACCGCGCAACCCUCCCCCUCGCCGACCCCUCCGCCUCAAACUACCGCCUCCCCUCCCUCACCUCCGUAUACGACAUCCUCGCCAUCCGGCCCCUCACCGAAAAGGCCUUCCAAAACGCCUGCCUCACCCUCGACAUCCCCCUCAUCUCCCUCGACAUGGCCCAGCACUUCCCCUUCUACUUCCGCCCAAAGCCCUGCAUGGCCGCCGUCGCCCGCGGCGUCCGCUUCGAGCUGUGCUACGCCCAGGCCCUCAGCCCAAACGACGCCCGCGCCCGCGCACACUUCAUUUCGAAUGCCACCAGCCUCAUACGCGCCACCCGCGGCCGCGGCAUCAUCAUCAGCAGCGAGGCGAAAUCCGCGUUCGGGUUGCGCGCCCCCGCCGACGUCGUUAACCUCUUCAACGUCUGGGGCCUGCAGAGCGAAAAGGCAAUGGAGGGCCUGCGCACGAUACCCCGCAGCGUCGUCGUCAACGAGGGCCUCAAGAGGGACGGCUUCAGGGGCGUCAUCAACAUCGUCCAGGUGGCCAAGAAGCCCGCCGCCGUCGGGCGCGAGCAGACAGACGACCAGUCCUCGGCGGCGGAACAAGGCGGCAAGAGGAAGAACCAGAAGCGCAAGAAUGGCGCCGAGGAUGCCCAGCCUGUUAGCAAGCGGGGGGCUAAGAAGAUGAAACUGGCGGCAAGGGCAGCG